Molecule: messenger RNA, 3225 nt
Organism: Phlebotomus papatasi
Lineage: Eukaryota; Metazoa; Arthropoda; Insecta; Diptera; Psychodidae
Product: USP6 N-terminal-like protein
Exons: 8
Coding region: 275-2848 (857 amino acids)
Source: RefSeq, a predicted model, not a curated record
AUUUCACAUGCGAGUUUUUUUUUGUUUCGCAAAGGAGAAAUUUUUAAUUUGAAACAACAAAUUCAUGGUGGUGUCGAGUUUUAUUUAUUUUCUGCAGUGCUAUACACCUGCCGUGACAAUGUUUGUGCAUAUUGCGUGAGUGCAUUAGUGGGCACCAGUCGUGGGAAAAAUAGACAAACACGCGAGUGAAGAGUGCGAUCAGUGAGCACACAAAAGUGCGCGCCAGCAUGUAAAUAUGUUCCGGAUGUCCGAGUGAGAAGACACCCGGUCCAGAAUGGCAUCGAACAGCGGUGGACGCGGGAAUACGGAUGAGGAGGCGCUUGUGGCUAGAGCUAAUGAGGAACGUGAGAAGCUCUUUCAACGCUAUGAACGUGGACGUGAAGCCGGGGCUGAAAUUGAUCCAUGGGAAGAUCCUGGAUUUGAAGUAUACCACCAGACAGAUCGCUAUGGAUUCAUUCAUGAUCGUCGACUGCCACAAAAGGUGAAUCCCAAUGAAGCAAAGGCACGUGCCAUUGAAUUGGAGCGCGUUAAGAAAUGGCUCAAGAUGCUGAGCAAGUGGAACAGCCGGGAAACGGCUGAGAAGCUCCACAGUCGAGUGUAUAAGGGCAUUCCGGACAAGUUGCGAUCAAAAGUGUGGGUAAAGCUGCUGAAUUUGGAGCAAGUGAUGGCUGAGCAGAAGGAUGUGUAUAAGAAUAUGCUGCGUCUGGCGCGUCAGUGUAGUACUGAGGCGCGUCAGAUUGACUCAGACGUUAAUCGUCAAUUUAGGGAGCAUUUGUUCUAUCGCGAACGCUACAGCAUAAAGCAGCAGAGUCUGUUCAAUGUCCUCACAGCAUACAGCAUGUACAACAUGGAAGUGGGAUAUUGCCAAGGCAUGUCGGGAUUAGCGGGGGUUCUGCUAAUGUACAUGGAUGAAGAGGAGGCCUUCUGGGCACUGAGUGUGUUGCUUGCGGAUAAGAAAUAUGCCAUGCACGGACUCUAUAUUGAAGGCUUCCCUAAAUUAACGCGCUUCUUGGCGCAUCAUGACAAAAUCAUUGCGAAAUUCCUCCCAAAGAUCAAGAAGCACUUUGAUCAGUUCAACCUCGACUCCAUUCUCUAUUCUCUCAAAUGGUUCUUUGUGAUUUUCGUCGAACGAAUCCCAUUUAGUUUGUGCUUACGUGUUUGGGAUAUUUAUUUGCUGGACGGGGAGAGAGUUGUGACGGGAAUGGCGUACAGUGUAUUGCGUUUGCACAAAAAUAAGAUCCUAAAGCUCAAGGAUAUGGAUCUGAUUGUGCAGUAUCUUCAGGUGCAACUUCACAAGGAUUUCGGCUAUGAUGAUGAUUAUGUGAUUAAGACACUCGAGCAGUGCAUGGAUGAACUGAAGAAGAACAAAAUGGACCUCCCACCACCGCCGGGUGCCAAUGAAUUGCCAAAGCGUCCCUUCGGGGAGUUUCGGGAGCCGAGCAUUGAGUCAAAGAUUGGCAGGAGAAAAUCAAUCUUCUCAGAUACUGAACGGGAAGUGACGGAAAAUGUGAUUUUGAGGCGUGAAUUGACGCAGCAGGAAAUUGCAGAAUCCCGUCUAUCAGAAGGUGCAAUGGGGGGAUCAAAUAGUCAAUUAAAUACCGUUCAUGUGGCCGAAUCGGAAGAUGGAGGUUCUCUGGGAUUGGGUAGUUCGAGAAAAUCACUCGCUGAUACUUCAGUGACUUCUACGGCGGAUUUGAGUAUCUUCUCGGGUGGUCAGAGAUCGCAUCAGGCAUUUGAUAUUUAUCACCAUCAAGAUGACACGCAGAGUCUCCACACAGAAGGUGGAGGAAUUGUUGAGGAUGAAGAUGAAAGCAGUCCAGGGUCUGGUUUCUGUUCAUUGUCAAUCGUGGGACGCACUCCCUCGACGAUGAUGAUCACUCCAACACCUCGAGCCAUUUCUCCGCAGGACAUUGUGCGAAUUUAUGUGCCACCUGCGCCUCCGGAGGAAUUGAAUGGGAGCGGUGGGGUUCAGCUGCCGGGAAGUGUGACAGAAGUGGGGAGAAAGAGGGAUUCUGUGGUGUCGGGAGAGGUGACACCAAUAAGGAAUUCAGCAUUGUAUCGUUCAGAGGAGGAAUUGGCACAGACUUUGAGAGAUAUUGAGAAUGGUAGGCAUUCUUCGUCAUCUUCCAGGCGUGGCAGUAUGUCACGGAAGUCUCCGUCGUCGGCACUUGAGUCGGAAUUUGUGAUUGAGUGUAGUCACAUGAAGGCAAAGGAGAGACCAAAUACUGUGGCAAAUGGUCAGAGAAUGACGUCAUUUGAGGAAUUGGCAAGGAAGGAACAGGAACGUCGGGGUGAGAGGGUGGUUGUGGGCAUUGACAAUCGGAUGUCCAGAAGUGAAAAUAGCUACGUGAAACCACCGCAACAUGUGUCAGAUGAGGAAGAAUUCAGCUAUAGCUAUUUUUCCACGCGAGCAGCCAAGGAGAAUAGCUCCAGGUUUGCCAGUGACUGCAAUAUUCAGUAUAGGGCACUGCCAUCGUCCUCCAGUAUCGAAUACAAGUCCCUCCAUAGGCCAGGUGAUGGAUUCCAUCAGCGUCUGAGGCCACUGGGAGCGGCGGAUGAUGAUGAGGACAGGGAGGAUGAUGAUAAUACCAAGAAGUCCUCAGAUGACAGUUCUUCUAGUCCAAAGUCGCUUCUAGCGACACCAGUCAAUGAAAUGGUGCCCCUCCUGAUGGGUCUUGGCUCCUCUCCGCCCAUCCAUGAACACUCCACCCGGGCGUCCCUGGGUCAUGAUCAGCGCAUAGCAGCACCACUUGGGGGCGCCUAUGACUUCACUGUGAAACAUCGGACGCACAAUUCAACACCGGAACCCAAUAAAAUCCGCAUUACCAUCCAGCAGAAGCAGAAUUGAGGCAAAUGAUGAGAUUCUCAGGAGUUUAUGACCAGGUAACAUGUUCCACACAAGACACACAGUUCACUACGCAAUUUGCCCCAAAGAAAAUUUAUAGAAAAAUCACGUUAAAAAAUUUCCCUGAUUUUUUAAUGCCAUUGAUUUGCAGAUUCAUUGAACCCUCUUUACACUUUGCAAAGCUGUAAAGUUCAUGCUCAGUGAACAAAAACACGCGUAAGACAGAAUAUAAUUAUUUUUCGGACAUGAACCUUGGAAAUUAACCAGAUUUAUUGCACAAAUUUCAUGAAAAGUGUUUGAAUUGGAUUUACAUUGAAUUUUUGGCAGACUAAUUCAGUUUAUUUGUCUUUUACCAGUAUAAAUAUUUUUACUAAAGAGAA